AUGAAGGUCCUGCUGGAAGACAUUCUGAAGACCCUGCAGUAUGCCAGUGAAGAUAUCCAGAUGAAGGCCCUGCUUGUCUUCAGAAACAUACUGGGUCAUAUGACGAGGGAGGAGGCCAGUCCCAUUGCUCUGAAGCUGGCAGUGAAGCUCCCGCCGCUCUUCAGCAACAUCCCGUGUUCAGAACCCGACGCCGGAGCAUCUCCCCUCACAUCAGCCACGCUAAAGCCCUUGCUCACCGUGGGCAGGGAGCGGCUGUUGCUGAAGUUCUCCCGUCUUCCUCCCGAGCAGGCGUCCAGCCAGCUGCGAGAGUCCUCCAUCCGCCUCUUCGGAGACAUCACGCAGAUGGUGGUGUGGAGACACAGGAGACAAAUGAGGAAGAACGUGCAGCGGGGCCUGCUCCCACUGCUCUUUCACAUGAGUGACCAGACCCAGAGCGUGGCCAAGGCCUCCAGGGAAGCCCUCCUAUCUGCUGCGGAAUUCCUGGAGCAGAAGCAGCUCAAGUACCUGACCCAGACGGAGCAGGCAUGGAGGAUUGGAGAGUGCUUGCUGGUGCAGGACAGGAACAGGGUGGAAGAUUACCUGUGGCAGAGCCUGCUGUACCUGAAGGAUGCUCAGGCCACCGUGCGAGAGGAGGCCGUCAGGUUCACCGGGCUUGCCGCGCGGCACCUGAGGGACCAAAGUGCGGAGCGGCUGCGUGAAGUCUGUGAUGCCCUCAAGCCCUUGCAGGAAGACAUCGAGCCCUCCAUCUGUUCGCUGGCAGCUCAGACCAUGCUGAUCGUGGGUUCUCCAAGGAAGCGGCCAGCAUCAGGAUGGACCAGGGCGCUGUGCUGCUGGCCCUGCAAAGCCAGGGAAAAGUGAAGGUCUCCUUGGGAAAAUGGAAAAUUAAAGCUGCAUCAGCCAACCCAGUGCUGUGGUCUCCUUCCCGCGGGGAGGGGAGCGCCCCGAGCAGGCGGAGCAGGCAGCGCCGUUCCUGCCCUCU
Messenger RNA from Harpia harpyja (harpy eagle), 979 nucleotides. Its product is annotated as maestro heat-like repeat family member 5. The coding region runs from base 1 to 858 and encodes 285 amino acids. The record is from RefSeq and is a predicted model, not a curated record. Gene Ontology annotation, cellular component: cytoplasm. The transcript is spliced from 6 exons. Lineage: Eukaryota; Metazoa; Chordata; Aves; Accipitriformes; Accipitridae.